Molecule: messenger RNA, 2104 nt
Organism: Lottia gigantea (owl limpet)
Lineage: Eukaryota; Metazoa; Mollusca; Gastropoda; Lottiidae
Exons: 4
Coding region: 201-1526 (441 amino acids)
Biological process (GO): mitotic cell cycle; microtubule cytoskeleton organization
Cellular component (GO): cytoplasm; microtubule
Molecular function (GO): structural constituent of cytoskeleton; GTP binding
Source: RefSeq, a predicted model, not a curated record
UUGUUGACAUUCUUAAUCUUGAAAGAAAAAGGAUUUGAAAGACUAUGGGCCCUUGAAUUAUUAGCAGACGAUCUUUACGUGCCAGCACUUAUUUAUGUUCUGUAAAUGAAUAUAUGAUUCAGAUUUACACCUAGACCGACAGGUUGACUCUAAGACUAAAUCUCUGUUUCGGUUUAAUUUACACCUGAAAGGCGUCCAAAAUGUCAAUGAUAACUGUACAGUUGGGGCAAUGUGGAAACCAAAUAGGUGGUCAACUCUUUUCUACUAUAGCUGAUGACAUCACUUCCACUAAACACAUGGUAACAGCCAAUAAGAAUAGAGAAUAUGGAGAAGAGGUCGUUAGACGAUAUUUCAACACCCCUGAAAAAUCUGAGUUUGUGGAAGCUCGAGCUGUCAUGGUGGACAUGGAAUCGAAAGUUAUUGCUCAGACUUGUCAAGAAGCCAAGAAAAGUGGCAUAUGGAAAUACCCUGAUAAGCAACAAUAUUGUCAGAAGAGGGGCUCGGGAAAUAAUUGGGCACAUGGAUACUGUGUUCACGGGCCUAAUGUGAAGGAUAAGGUCAUGGAGAUGGUUCAAAGAGAGGCUGAAAAAUGUGACCGACUCUCUGGAUUUCUGUCGUUGUUGAGUUUAGCAGGUGGUACAGGGUCCGGUGUUGGAACGUUUAUUAACGAGGCCCUGCGUGACGAAUUUCCUCAUUCAUUCAUCAUGAAUCAAGUCGUUUGGCCAUACAAUACAGGGGAGGUAAUCGUACAGAACUAUAAUGCUGUAUUAACGUUGUCUCACCUUUACCAAACAGCAGACGCAGUCGUUGUCAUGGAGAAUGAUCAUCUGCAUAAAAUCUGUUCCCAGCUACUAGACAUUAAGAAAAUCAGUUUUAAGGAUAUCAAUAAAGUUGUGUGCCAUAAAUUAGCCUCUGUGUUACUGCCAGCUUGUGAUUCUCAGGAAAUUAUUCAUUCAGGAAUGUUGCUGCACCAUCUUGUUCCUCACCCAGAAUAUAAAUUAUUAUCUAUUCGAAACAUUCCACAGAUGUCAGCCCACGUCAUGGAGUUCAGCACGUUCCAGUGGUAUGGUCUAAUCAAACAUUUACGCCAAAUGUUCCUGGCAGACGCUGCCAUGGAAGAAGGUAUUGAUUGGCAGGUGAAAACAGGAAAUGACACGCCUAGGGGAAGCGUACGUCACAAUCGAUCCUUAGCGAAUAUGUUAAUCGUGCGAGGCAAAGAUGUCGAAAGUGCUGAUCAUUCGUUGUUUUUGGAGGACAAGUUAUAUUCUUCGUGGACACAUCCUGAUUUAGCGUUCACUAAACUAUCGCAAUCCAGGGCAUUUAAUCAAUACGAAAAAUGUGCAGCUCUUAUCAGCAACAAUCGUUCACCAACACUUCCGUUAAAUUAUAUCGUUGAUAAGGCGUGGAAUAUGUUUUCAUCGCGAGCGUACGUACAUCAAUAUACCAAACAUGGUUUAACGGAUGAAGAUUUCAUGGACUCCUUUGUUACUCUGGAACAAGUUUUACACAACUAUAAAAAAUUGUGAUUCAUGUCCUGCUUUUAGCUGUUCAUUUUGUCUGAAACUGUUAUCAUUAACCACUUUUUGAAGCCAUGAGUUAAUGUGUAAGAUGUUCUGUGAUGUUUCCACAGAUUGAAUUGGUCAGUUUAAAAGAUGCAUAGUAAUAUUACAACCUAUUAUCAACUCGUUAAUUAGGCCAAACCAGUGGCGUUGCCAGGAUUUCAUUGAAGGGGGGCCAUCCGAGCACUUCUGCUCCUCUUUUGGAUUAUUGAGGGUACUAGUGACAUUGGGGUGUCGGGAUGACGCCUCUCGUUAUUUUUAUUUCAUCUAGGAAGGCAGGGAAUUAUUGGCUACCAACUUCCAUAGUUUCCACAUUGUGGAGCAGAUGGGAUUAAAUGAAUGGUAUGUGUUGCUUGCUUGCCUAUUCUUUCAGAACACCUAAUGCCACUUGAUUGAAUUUGUCAGACCAUGAUUCCUUCAGAGAGACCACAGAGUUUAUUUGGAACUUUAUAAAAGAAAUGGGAAAUAACUCUGUUGAUGUAAGUCAAAUCAAGACCACAAUGAAUUAGUUUCCGUAAAUCUGUAAACAAAUUUGUAUUUCAUCU